Monopterus albus (swamp eel) is the source of this 836-nucleotide messenger RNA. RefSeq names its product acyl-CoA dehydrogenase family member 9, mitochondrial-like. The coding region runs from base 374 to 742 and encodes 122 amino acids. The transcript is spliced from 3 exons. The record is from RefSeq and is a predicted model, not a curated record. Lineage: Eukaryota; Metazoa; Chordata; Actinopteri; Synbranchiformes; Synbranchidae.
CAUGUCAACAGCACCUUUAGAAAUAUAUUUACUUAGACAAAUUGUGAUGUGUUCAGUACUUAUUUUACCCACUGUAAAUAGCAAUGUUGGCAGGUAAUUCAAGUUGUGUUUCUGGUCACCCGAUGAAUGUAAGUCCUAUAUAUAGUCUCCUUUUUGCUCUAUAUACACCAUGUCCUGAGAAGAAAACUCUUUUAGCUAUUGUCUAUACUGCUGGGCAGGUGGUUUAUCAGUUUUGGUUUAGUCUUUCUUGAGAUACCAUCACAGGGAUGUGUUUUUCAUUAAAACAUCAUUUGCUCAGUGUUUUACCCCCAAGUCUUUUAUUUGCUCUGCCUGCAGGGAGCUGAAGAAAGGAAAUAUAGGUCUUACAGUGGGCAUGAUAGGCAAAAAAAUGAAGCGUGCUUUGGGUGGUUCAGUGGACCUUGGCCUGACAGGAAACGACGGAGUGGUGCAUCCCAGCUUGGCAGAGAGUGCAAAGAAGUUGGAGCUGAAUGUCAACUUUUUUGGAGCGACUGUGGAGAGCCUGCUGUACCGAUAUGGGAAGACCAUAGUGGAUGAACAGCUCAUCCUGAAGAGAGUAGCAGAUGUGCUGAUCAACCUCUACGCCAUGACAGCUGUCCUGUCUAGAGCCAGCCGCUCCAUCAGCAUUGGCCUCAGGAAUCAUGACCAUGAGGUGUGUACGCACGCGCACACAGACACACACACACACGAAGCAGAGCAGAACAAAUCCUCAGAGAGACAUUAGAGGUGGCCUUGGAUGCUAGGUAUUAUCCAAUUUUGCAACAUUCUCCUGUUUCAGAUAAGGUGCUGUAGUCCUCCUAAGGUAUUCUUUUCCACUG